Castor canadensis (American beaver) is the source of this 954-nucleotide messenger RNA. RefSeq names its product forkhead box R2 (gene Foxr2). Gene Ontology annotation, biological process: regulation of DNA-templated transcription. Gene Ontology annotation, molecular function: sequence-specific double-stranded DNA binding; DNA-binding transcription factor activity. The record is from RefSeq and is a predicted model, not a curated record. Gene Ontology annotation, cellular component: nucleus. NCBI's taxonomy places the organism in Eukaryota, Metazoa, Chordata, Mammalia, Rodentia, Castoridae.
AUGGACCUAAAGCUAAAAGAUCGUGACUUCUGGUACAGUCUCCACAGGCAGGUUCCAGGGCUGCUGGACUGGGACAUGGAAAAUGAGUUGUUCCUGCCUUGCACUACAGACCAGAGCAACUCAGCUGAGGAGAACCUCGUCAGAUACAAAAUUCGAGUAGUGAAGCCUCCAGUAGUACCUGAGGAGAGGAAAUUCAGUCCUGAUGAGGAUGGUCCUCACAUUGAACCCAACCUAUGGAUGUGGGUGAACCCUAAUAGUGUGUGCCCCCUCAACAGCCAGGAGUCUCCAAAACCCAGUAAUAACAAGAAGUUGACAAGCAUGCUUUCUAUCCCUCAGCCAACCACAUCUGCUAAAGAGUCUGACUGCUCAGAGGCUCAGGAAGUGGUGGAGGAGUCCCUGCUAUUUUCCUCCAGUGAGCAAUCCCCCCAGCAAAUGCAGUUCACCUCUUCCCCCAGAGAAUCUGAGCUCACAGAAGAGAAGGCUGAAGCAGAAAAGGAUAAUUCUGUGGUCCUCCCCCUCCCUACAAAAAGGGACUACUUCCAGAAGCAGAAACAGCGACAAGCCAACAAACUGGAGAAUAAAUCCUGGCCACGACCCCCCCUGAACUACAGCCACCUAAUUGCCCUAGCAUUAAAAAACAGCCCCCCCUGUGGCCUCAAUGUGCAACAGAUCUACAAUUUCACUCAACAACAUUUCCCCUUUUACUGGACAGCACCAGAAGGCUGGAAGAAUACCAUUCGCCACAACCUCUGCUUCCUGGGCAGCUUUGAAAAGGUGCCACUCACCCCUGAGGAUGAGGCUGAAUUAAAACCUCGCUCUUGCCUCUGGAGGCUCACUGAGGAGGGCCACCGCCGCUUUCAGGAGGACAUUCGUGUCUUAGCCUCCGUUUGCAAGGAGAGCAUCCAACAGUCCAUGAGCCAACCAGAUUUAAUGGCCUCCCUCUUUCACUUUUGA